AUGGCAUCGCGGCCAACCGGCGGCGACGAGGAGUCCCCGGCGGCGAAGGCGCCUCUGCUCGCGCCGGAGGACGGCCGGUCCCCGGCGACGCCGACGCCUGGGAUCGUCGGGAAGGCGCUGAGCAGCACGGCCGACCUCGCGAAGCACCUCCCCACAGGCGCCGUGCUCGCCUUCGAGGUGCUGUCGCCGUCCUUCACCGCGGACGGCAGCUGCACGGCCGCCAACCGCGCGCUGACGGCGUGCCUCAUCGGCGGCUGCGCGCUGUGCUGCUUCCUCCUCUGCUUCACCGACAGCUGCCGCGACGACAGGGGAGCCGUGCGGUACGGCUUCGUCACGCCCAGCGGCCGCCUCCGCCUCAUCGACGGCUCCGGCUCCGGCUCCGGCUGCUCGCCGGGGGCGGCGGACGGCAGGUACAGGCUCGGCGCGCGGGACGUGCUGCACGGCGUGCUGUCGUUCGCUGUGUUCCUGGCGGUGGCCAUGGUGGACCGCAACGUGGUGGCGUGCUUCUACCCGGUGGAAUCCCCGGCCACGAGGCAGCUGCUGGCGGCGGUCCCCAUGGCGGCCGGCGCGGCGGGGAGCUUCCUCUUCGCCAUGUUCCCGUCGACACGACGCGGCAUCGGCUUCCCCGUGGUGGCGGCCGCGUGACGCGUUCGCCGUACGUACGUGCGAGUGAUUCAUUUGCUUGAUACCUCCUAGAUGUCGUGUGAUCGUGUCUAUCUUAUGGAACGAGUUGCAACAAAUUUCUAUAUGUUUGACAUGAAUACAAGAAACUGUUGUCUGCUAAGUCCCUAUGUUCCAUAUAUAGUAAGGUUUUUAUGGCAUGCCUUAGUUUACAUGUAAAUAUAAAUAGAGUAAAGUGCAU
This is a messenger RNA of Oryza brachyantha (malo sina), 862 nucleotides long. Its product is annotated as protein DMP6-like. NCBI's taxonomy places the organism in Eukaryota, Viridiplantae, Streptophyta, Magnoliopsida, Poales, Poaceae. Gene Ontology annotation, biological process: endomembrane system organization. The record is from RefSeq and is a predicted model, not a curated record. The coding region runs from base 1 to 645 and encodes 214 amino acids. The transcript has a single exon.